Messenger RNA from Condylura cristata (star-nosed mole), 362 nucleotides. RefSeq names its product calcium channel flower domain containing 1 (gene CACFD1). Gene Ontology annotation, biological process: vesicle-mediated transport. Gene Ontology annotation, cellular component: membrane. The transcript is spliced from 2 exons. The record is from RefSeq and is a predicted model, not a curated record. Lineage: Eukaryota; Metazoa; Chordata; Mammalia; Eulipotyphla; Talpidae. The coding region runs from base 104 to 301 and encodes 65 amino acids.
CACUCUUGGGACCCUGAAAUCUGACGGAAGCUCCCAGUCCUUGCCCCAGAAAGCGCACGAGUCAGGGUGCAGGGCUGCGCCCUGAGCCCCGUGUCUCCCCAGGAUGGCCGUGGUCCCCAUCAUCAUCAGCCUGACCCUGACCACGCUGCUGGGCAACGCCGUCGCCUUCGCCACAGGAGUGCUGUACGGACUCGCCGCCCUGGGCCGCAAGGGCGACGCCAUCUCCUACGCCAGGAUCCAGCAGCAGAAGCAGCAGGUGGAUGAGGGGAAGCUCACGGAGACCCUGGAGGGGGAGCUGUGAGGCCCCCGCCCGGCCCCUCCCACCCCGCCGUCCCGGCCGGGCUGGAGCAGACUCGGGGUUU